AUGUUCAGCUUAUUUUUUACGCUUCUCCGACUCGGGACCGCGCUGGUGUGGCAAAGUCUGCUGGACGUUUACGUGCAAUAUUGGCCCGGCAUUGAGCGGCCGAUCGUGGCGGUGAAACAAGGCCAAGUGCAAGGUGUUACCGCCCGACUGCCGAAUGGUUCGGCGUAUCAUUACUUUAAAGGCAUACCGUAUGCAAAACCGCCGAUCGGCGAAUUACGAUUCUGUCCGCCGGUUGCGCUCGCAAAGUUUCCGAAGCCCGUGUUGAAGUGUUUUGUAGAUAAGGAUGACUUUAGCCAGCCGCAUCAGGUUUUUCGUUACAGUUGGAUAGUGGGAAACGAAGAUGCACUUAACUUAAAUGUUUACACUCCGGAGCUACCUAGUGAAGAUAUGACGAAACGGUACCCCGUGAUGGUCUACAUCCAUGGUGGCGGACUAGAGCACGGAACGGCUGGCAGUUUUGUAUACGAUCCAAAGUAUUUCGUUCAGAAUGGUGUGGUCGUGGUGACGGUGUUUUACCGGCUUGGACCGUUCGGAUUUUUGUGUCUACCAAGCGAGGGAGUACAAGGAAACUUCGGUUUAAAGGAUCAACGAAUGGCACUCAAAUGGGUUCACGAAAACAUCGAGGCAUUUGGCGGUGAUCCGGACAACGUUACGCUUUUCGGUGAAAGUGCUGGUGGCUGGUCCACUUAUUUGCACUACUUAUCAGCCAAUUCUAGGAAAUAUUUUCACCGAGCUAUCUGUCAAAGCGGUGAAGCAUGCACCGACUCAAUUCUUCAAAUUGAUCCUGUCGGAAAAGCUAGAGCGUUAGCACGUUUACUGGGCUACAAAGGAAGCUCCGAUCGAGAGGUACUAGAAACACUACGCAAAGCCCCGGCGCGAAGACUGGCCAAGCUGCAAGAGUUGGUCAUUAGUGAAGAGGAAAAGUCCUUACCACUACGAUUCAUAUUCCGACCAGUUAUCGAACAGGAGGACAAUGAAGAAGCUAUCCUAAGCCAACCACCGGAAAAGACGUUGAAAGCGUUCGAUACCAUAAAAAUGCCACUGAUACAAGGCUAUACCAGUGGCGAAGGUAUUUUGAGUCUUUCACUGAACAGACAUCGCUUAGAAAAGUAUGAUUUGAAUCCGGAGUGGCUCGUCCCGCAGUUUAUGGGGAAUCCAGUGGAUCUCAACCGAACCGUUGUCGGCGAACAGAUUAAGCAGUAUUACUGCAAGACCGGAAAGAUCGGUUGGAAAACGGUCAAUGAGACUAGUGAUUUAUUCUCAGAUACUACGUUCGUUAUCCCAGCCAACUUGAGUGCAGAGUGGUUAGCCAAAUAUCAACCGAAUGCUGUCCAAUAUCACUAUCUGUUUUCCUUCGAUGGACGUUUUAGCAUUGCGAAAAAACUGCACAAUAUAAAUCAGGUUGAAGGUGCAUCCCAUGGGGAUGACUGUAUGUACAUGUUUAGCCCUUCGUUCCUGGCCAACCUUCCAAACGACAGUGACGAGGCGCAAGUUCGCAAUACGUUAGUAAAAAUGUGGACCAAUUUUGCAAAAUAUAACGAUCCAACGCCGGAUGCUGGCGGACUAAAUUUCAAGUGGAAACCCGUUGUCAAAAUGGGUCUAGAAGCAACUUCGUUUGAUUUAGAUUGUUUGGAAAUCAACAUAAAGCCAAAGAUGGUAAAAAAUCCAUACGCAGAAAGAAAAGAAUUCUGGAGAGAAUUGAUGCGAAAGUAUACAAACUUGAUCUGAUAAUCAUCUGAUGAUGAUCUGUGAAA
Molecule: messenger RNA, 1754 nt
Organism: Sabethes cyaneus
Lineage: Eukaryota; Metazoa; Arthropoda; Insecta; Diptera; Culicidae
Product: acetylcholinesterase-like
Exons: 4
Coding region: 1-1728 (575 amino acids)
Source: RefSeq, a predicted model, not a curated record